UGCGGUCGCCUUUCGGUCUUCGUUUUGUAGACACCGUGUACCCCCCUACGAAUUGGAUUAUUGGUCACCAAUUCCCACCGAAUUUGAUCCCAUCCCGUUCGUAGACGUGGCUGAAUCUGCCUAAUAACGUUAGUGAGCUAAAAAUUGCCUAGAAAUAUCGGGUCAAAAUCAGUCUUCAUUCGAGGAAAUUGAGAUUUCUUCAUCUAAUUACCUGAAGGAUAUUGUGUGGAGUAGCAUUAAGAUCAGGAGUUGAUUUAAAAGGAGUCUGAGGAUACCAUCAAAAUGAGUCGAGAGAACGGAGCUGGAUAUGAGGAAGAAGAUUUGGAUGAUACCUUUGAGCAGGAUCUUCAUAACAUGAUCCGUGAUGGAGCCGGUGGUAUCAUGAACCCAUUACCAGGAUCUACAGGUGGAGGAGCUUCUCUUAAUGCGAGUCAAGGAAACAAUAGAUUUACAGGAGUAGAUCUUAACAGCCCUCAGAAAGGUACACCACCACCAUCAGCUAUCAAUGUUCAUCCAAAUCCUAAUAUUGGUACAAGGCUUGCAAAUCCAAGAGCUGCCCGAGGUUCACGUCUUGUAGGUUCCUAUGCAAAUAGGCGUCCCUUCACCAAAUCAUCACCUAUACCAGGCCAAAAAUCAUCAACAGAUUCACCAGUAGAGAGUGGUCAUGGCUAUAGCAAUCCAAUGUCAGGUUCUAAUGGAGACCAGACCUCAUCAGCUAUGGCUAAAGCUAAACUUGAUAGCUUCAAGAACUGGAGUAUCUCAACAUAUAAAUGUACUAGACAAAUGGUGCAGGAGAAGCUUGGUAAGGCUUCUAGGACUGUAGACCUUCAGCUUGAAGCACAGAUUGAGGUCUUAAGGGACACUCAACGGAAGUAUGCCCAUAUCCUCAAGCUAACCAGAGCCCUGACCAAUCAAUUCUACCUGGUAGUCCAGACACAAAGAUCUCUUGGUGAUGCUUUUGGUGAGCUAUCUCAGAAGUCACCAGAGCUACAGGAAGAGUUCACGUAUAAUGCCGAGACACAGAAAUCACUUUGCCUAAAUGGAGAAACAUUGCUUAGCGCCCUCAAUUUCUUUACAUCAAGUGUUAGUACACUCUGCAAUAAGACAAUGGAAGACACACUGCUCACUGUGAAGCUCUAUGAGUCAGCAAGGAUAGAGUAUGAUGCUUACAGAGCUGACAUGGAACAUUUAUCAUUAGCACCUAAAGAUGCUCAGACCCAGGCUAGACUUCAUGAAGCAAGACAGAAAUAUGAAACACAAAAAGAGAAGUUUGAUAAAUUGAGACAAGAUGUAUCAGUCAAGCUAAGAUUCCUGGAUGAAAACAAGGUGAAGGUGAUGCAUAAGCAAUUACUGUUGUUCCAUAAUGCUGUAGCAGCCUAUUUCUCUGGUAAUCAACAAGCACUUCAAGCAACACUCAAGCAGUUUAAUAUCAAACCUAAAGCACCUAGUGAGAUGCAACCAUCAUUCCUUGAAAAACAGUAGAAAUCAUGUGACCAUUGUUCUACCAAUCACUGAUCAGUACACAUGUAGGUGAAAGUAGGCCAUAGCAAUGCAAAGUUGUUAUUAAUGAUAGUGAUAGGGGCAACAACUGUGAUUGAAUCUGGUUACUUUUAAAGGGGUUUAUGCAUAUUAUCUAAGUAUACUACCCCAAUCAUUAAAUUCAAUCAGUUGACCAUUAUCUAUAUCUUGGCUCCUAGGGAGUAUUUCACUCAUUUAUCAUGUGAGGUAUUCACAGUGCUUGACAAAUAAAGUAUCCCCAAUGUAAAGGUUUACAGACUAUCAUUGACUGCAUGCUUUCAUACCAUCAUGGCUUGCUCCAAGCUACAGAGUCAGAGGUUUGUAGGUCGGUCACAGCUUAUGAUUGGUGAAGAUCAUUCCCAAUACCAAAAUAACUGCAGGUUUGACAAAACCAUUUACAUAUCAACAGAAUCAAUUCAGUGAUUUGUAGAACAUAGGUUUGUUAUUACUAAUAAAAUACAUAUAUCUUAUGAAUGCUUUUGUCUUGUAUUCAUUUCAUGUGAUAUGAUUUCUGUACUCAGACCUGCCAUUACUUUUUUGUGAUUUUUUUUUUACCUUUUCCUAUGAAACACCGGUACCUGUAACAUUUCUUAUUCUUUAUUUAUUUAUACUUAUCCUGGAAUAAUUACAAAUUUGUUUUAAAUAUGUGAAGCUCACUCAAGAAUAGUGUCUAGAUUGAAAAUAGACUAUGCAUGUCAUUGUGCCAAAAUAGCAGAUGGAGAAAGAAAAUAAAUAAAAGAGGAAUGUAGUAUUGGGAGACAUGCAGGAUCAUUUUAAAUAUCUUUGGAAUAAGGAUUUAUAGAAUAUUCAAUUACAUUCAGGGUAUAUUAAUGUAAUACUGAGAAGUUUCAGAAACUGUCCACAAUUAUAUAUACAUCCAGACAGUCAUGUUUUAAGCUAGAAAUAUUACCCAUGUAAUGAUUAAUCUUGUAUAUGUUGCCUUUGUCUUUUUGCAUGCCUUAAAUUUGUAUCUAAAAUAAGCCAUUCCAAAACUAUCAGACAAUUCAUCCCAGAUUUCUGUGUGAUAUACCGUGAUAUUUAGAGGUAAAGAUGUAUAGCUAAAUAGUUGUACAGGUUUCAAAAUAAGUACUAUUGGUGAAUAUGUUUUUACCUGAUGAAAGACAUUUUUAGUAAUCUCAUUUCCUCAGGGCCCUGUUGCUUAAUACUUCUAUGGUAUCUUUGCCAUUUAAUCAUAGCUGCCAUGGCAACCAUACUCGACAGUAAGUCAAUGAUUCUAUGGAAACGGAUGACAACUUUUCCAUAGUAAUCAUUUUCGCAACAGGGUGCUGAAACAAACUUUCAUAUUUCAAUAUUUGUACCCUUUAUUACACCAAGUAACAACUGUUUAUGUUGAUAAGAAUAUAUAUAUUUAAUUGAGAGUAUAUACAAUGAAUUAUAUUACCCCCUCCCUUUAUACAGUGUGAUAACAAAGGUGUACAGUGUAAAUGAUAGGUUCUGUACAGUACUCUUCUGGAGAUUUUUAUCAUUAAUGUGAAAAGAAACAUGAAAGUAGAAAUAUGAUAUUUGAUGACUAGAUCAAAUUUAUUUUGCAAGAUCUCUGUUAGCCAUAAUGGGAUGCUUUUGAAUCUGCUAGAAAUCAUUACUAUUCAUUCAUUAAUGUUACAGGUUUGUAAUUCUUAAGAUAUGUUAAUUCUUAGUUUAAUUCAGGAAAUGUUACUCCUCAUAAUGAUCACUGAUUGAUAACAGAAGUGUUUCAACAAAAUUUUCUUUUUUUUUUUUCACCAUUGCCUCAUGAAAAAGAAUGUAGUAAACAUAAAAUAUAGAGUGUUAGCAAAGUUUAGACAUUCUAAGCUUCCCAUAAUUUACAGCAUAGACUUACACUAUGGCUUUAGAUUAUAGCCAAUGGGUCUUCCCACUGUCUACCUUGACUGGGUAAUUAAUGUACUAGUAUUACAUCUAUGGAAUCAGAAGAUGUAAUAUUCAAUGGUCUAGUGGUGUUGAAAAAAAAACCCCAAAUCAGCCCUGAAUGUUUAAAAAUAUUUUAGAAGCAUGUUAUUCUCAUUCAACAUGAUUAAUUACAUCUUGGGACUUAACUUUAAUUUGUGUGUGCUGAAAAGGUCAUACAUUUAUUAUCAUAUUAGGUGAAUGUUUAGUUUUGGUUCGUGAAUGUCUUGCAUUUUUUUUCAUAUCAAUGUUACUGGUGCUGGUCUGAGAAAAAAAAGUAGAGACAGUAUUACUUGAAACCUUGCCCCUUUACUAAUUAUGUUAUAGGUAAUCUUUGUAAUUAGUGAUAACAAAAUUAUAGAUCAAUCUCAUUUUGUCUCCUUUAUUCCAUAUUUCUUUAAAUCCUUUCUUUGUCAUAGAUCUAUAGUAAUUACAAGAUAGUUAUAUGAUUUUUACCAUCAUUAGAAAUAUAUGUAUAUUUGAAUAUUUCAAUUUUUUUCUUUAAGAAGGCAUUUUAUGUUACAUUUAAGAUCUGCUUCUCCUAAUAUGAUAUUGAUAUAAUAUAUCAUGUAACCCCAUUGCUUGCAUUUGAUUUUAGCUGAGAUUAUUUACUUUGUCUUUGCAUAUUACUCUGUUGGCUACUGGAACAAGAUAACCCUGUACAAAGCCUACAGGAAUUACAGAACUCAGUAGGGUUACCAUAAAUGUUCUUGUUUAUACUCUCUACUUCCACGUAAUCUAUGAUUAUACAAUCCUGAUUUACUUUUGCUAAUGUUUACAUUUAAAAUAGUAUGUAAUAUUAAGUAAGUCCGUUUAUUAUUCAACUUAUUUCUUUAACACAAGGUAUUCUAAAUGAAAAGUGGAUAUGAAGAUCAGGAUUCGAUUACACAAACUUAAGUAUACUGUGUUCCAUGCAAUCAAUUGCAAUGAAUUGCAAACAAUAAACAGGCAAGGUUAGUGUUAUGGGGGCCCUGGCCUUGUUGUCAUAAUUGAUUUCAUAGUAAAUUACUUAUAAACAUAUUUUAAAAAACAAUGACUAAAGUUCUAACUUAAAAAAAGAUGUAAGUGAUAACAGCUUUUGGAACAUGUCACCUUUUUGCAGGUAAAUAUUGAUAUUGUAGCUUGGGUGCACAAAAUUAUCAUGGAGCUCAAUAAGUCAAAGUGCCAGAAUAUUGCUGCCAUAAAUUGUUUCCUUUGACAUUUUGUAGUGGUUUCAUUGUUUGAGAUCAAUUGCUGGGAUUAUAGCAUAACAGUUUUUAAAAUAACUAGUCUUUGAAAAAAAUCCCCAAUAUUUGAGAUACAGUGAUAUGUAUCAUUUAUAUACAUAUGUAACACAUGACUAAAUGCUGUAAAAUAAACAUUGUUUAAAGAGGUUAACAAGUAGCAAUAUAUAGAGCAGUUAGAAUAUGAUCAUUGCAUUCUCAAAUGAUUAAGACAGAAGAAAUUUAAAUUGUAGUAAAUGCCAUAGUUUGAAGUAUCAUUUUCAUUCAUCGUUUGUUAUACCGAAAUACAUUCCUGUAUAUAGUGAACUUAUUUCAGACUAAUUAUAGAAAUGGUGAUGGGAAAGGGUCAGUUUAAUAACUUGUUUGAUAAUAUUUCAAAGUCAAAAGAAAACCAAUCUUUAUUUCAUUUUUUUCAUUGAUGUUUUCUUAGUUAAAGAGUGCAAUGUAAUAAAUUAUUCUGUUGAAAAAAACUUCAUUUUAUAUUUCAUUAAUUAUGUUUGUGUUACAAGGGGCUAUGUUAGAUUCUUGUAGAAAGCAAUAUAUAUAUAUAUAAAUGAUAUCUGUAAAGUUCAUAACGAAAUAUAGUUCAAUCAUGUUAAUAAAACUGAAACCAGUCCUGCAAUAAGUGAUUUAGACCUUUUUUAUCAAUAAUAAAUGCUAAAA
Messenger RNA from Lytechinus variegatus (green sea urchin), 5309 nucleotides. Its product is annotated as arfaptin-2-like. Lineage: Eukaryota; Metazoa; Echinodermata; Echinoidea; Temnopleuroida; Toxopneustidae. Bases 283 to 1482 code for a protein of 399 amino acids. The transcript has 7 exons. The record is from RefSeq and is a predicted model, not a curated record. Gene Ontology annotation, biological process: regulation of Arp2/3 complex-mediated actin nucleation; intracellular protein transport. Gene Ontology annotation, molecular function: protein domain specific binding; phospholipid binding. Gene Ontology annotation, cellular component: trans-Golgi network membrane.